UAGCCUCGCAGCGGCGCCAAUAAGAGAAGGAUGGGAGCGAUUGGUCAGGUCUUCCUGCAAGAUGGCGGCUAACGCGACAACAAACCCUUCUCAGCUUCUGCCGCUUGAGCUGGUGGACAAGUGUAUAGGCUCUCGCAUUCAUAUUGUGAUGAAAAGUGAUAAAGAAAUUGUUGGCACACUCCUAGGAUUUGAUGACUUUGUCAAUAUGGUAUUAGAAGAUGUUACAGAAUUUGAGAUCACACCUGAAGGACGAAGAAUCACCAAGCUAGAUCAGAUUUUGCUAAACGGAAAUAACAUAACAAUGUUGGUUCCUGGAGGAGAAGGACCAGAAGUAUAAAUGAAUCUGUUUGCCAUGGCUGAAGAAUUUCUGUGAAAUAUUCUGUAGAAAGAUCUGGAAAAAUUUCGUAUGUGGUUUUUGUUUUGUUUUUUUAAAACAUUUCAAGUUGAUGUUUGCAUAUAAAUUGCAAUUUGCAUUUCAGUGGAAGUGCACCGUUAAAGAUGACUUUGUAAGUUAAAAUCAUGACCUUGGUUUAAAGACAAAAUCUGCUGUUCUAAACAGGCAAUAAAGGUGUUUU
Pogona vitticeps (central bearded dragon) is the source of this 575-nucleotide messenger RNA. It is a transcript of the gene LSM5, whose product is annotated as LSM5 homolog, U6 small nuclear RNA and mRNA degradation associated. The record is from RefSeq and is a predicted model, not a curated record. Gene Ontology annotation, biological process: mRNA splicing, via spliceosome. Gene Ontology annotation, molecular function: RNA binding. NCBI's taxonomy places the organism in Eukaryota, Metazoa, Chordata, Lepidosauria, Squamata, Agamidae. Gene Ontology annotation, cellular component: U6 snRNP; Lsm1-7-Pat1 complex; U4/U6 x U5 tri-snRNP complex.